Menidia menidia (Atlantic silverside) is the source of this 2503-nucleotide messenger RNA. NCBI's taxonomy places the organism in Eukaryota, Metazoa, Chordata, Actinopteri, Atheriniformes, Atherinopsidae. The record is from the annotation of a GenBank genome assembly.
GCUCCACACAGACAGAGAGAACCAGAUGGAGAAAGAGGAGACAGGGAGAGAAGGGAGGACCGUCUCCCUGGGACCUGCGUCCCGGGGACAUAGCACCCAUCAUUAAAUAUGACAUCAGAGCAGGGAGGGCCUUCAUGCAACGUAGAUCCUCCAUGAUGCUGGAGGCCAGCUGAGUAUAAAUGCCUUAAGCCCGGAGCCCUGAAAGCAGCAGCUGCCAUUCUGACAGGCAGACGGACUCAACCACUAAGGAUAUACGAGCACCACACCGGGACGGCAGCCUCCGAACUCCCCCUACUGUUUCUUUGGAGCGUAAACCUUUAAGGUUUAGCUUCACAAGAUGGACUUGAGGGUAACAAGCGUUCUUCUCGUCCUCCUGGCUUUGGCCCAGGCAACCCCCCACUAUUCACCCAAAGUGGCCAAGACGCCCUACCCCGUCAAGAGCCACGCUGUUGCAGGGCACCCAGGUCCUCCAGGUCCUCCUGGUGAACCCGGACCAAUGGGACCAAUGGGACCUCCUGGCGAAAAAGGUAUUGGACACACAGGACCGAGGGGCCCACCAGGAGCUCCAGGAACCCCAGGCCACUCCCAAAUGGGUAAGCCCGGCACCCCAGGUGGCCCUGGAAAACCUGGUACCCCAGGCAUCCCCGGGGAGAGAGGUGCACCUGGUGCAACUGGAGCAAUGGGUCAUAGAGGUCCACCUGGUACGCCUGGAACACCUGGACCUGCUGGACUAUCAGCCGUAGGAAAACCUGGACCAGCUGGGAUCCCCGGUGCAAUGGGUCCAAGAGGAGAACCUGGUCUAAAGGGACACCCUGGUGUCCCUGGUAUCCCUGGUCUCAAGGGAGAAAGAGGCAUUGGAGUUCCUGGGCCACAAGGACCAUCAGGUCCAUCUGGACCAAUGGGCCCAUCUGGUAUGCCAGGCAAACCAGGAGUCGGCAAGCCUGGUACCCCUGGAUAUCCUGGGGAACCUGGUAAGGCUGGCAUGCCAGGAAGAGAUGGAUCACCUGGAGCAAUGGGUGCGCCAGGGCAGAAGGGUCACACUGGGCCUCCAGGUGUAGGAGCACCAGGAAAACCAGGCCAGAAUGGAACCCCAGGUACGCCUGGACCUAUUGGCCCCAAGGGUCCACAGGGUCCUGCUGGGCAGCCAGGAUCCCCUGGCAUGCCAGGUGUUGGCAAAACAGGUGAACCAGGAAUACCAGGAAGCAGAGGAACCCCCGGUACCCCAGGAACCACAGGUCAGAAAGGAGAGCCUGGCCCAACAGGAUUUACUGGUCAGCCAGGUGGUCCUGGUCCCAUGGGCCCAGCUGGUCCACAGGGUGCAAGAGGAUUUCAGGGUGAGACAGGUCCAGUGGGACCCAAAGGUGAUAUUGGUAUGGUAGGUGCACCAGGCCCAAGAGGAACCAAGGGGGAGCAGGGAGCUCAGGGUUUCACUGGAAAACCAGGUACUCCUGGAGCAGUAGGUCCUCCUGGAAUUCCAGGUCAUAAUGGUGCUCAAGGUCCAAAGGGUUCAGCGGGCCAUGCUGGUCCCCCAGGCUCCCCAGGUGCAAAUGGCGUCCCUGGAGUAAAAGGACACAAUGGUUCUCCAGGAGCACCAGGUAAAAGUGGUGAACCUGGAAGGCCAGGACCUAUGGGACCAGUUGGUCCCUCUGGUCCAUCAGGCCCUCCUGGACUCAAGGGACACCCAGGGAUUCCAGGUCCACCUGGUCCCGCUGGUCAAACAUCAAAGGGUAUUUCUGGCCCUCAAGGCGCCCCUGGCAUUCCAGGUGAGAGAGGCCAUGAUGGUCUCCCUGGCCCUUCUGGUCCACCUGGUCCCCCUGGUCCACCAGGAGAGAUCAUCUACCACCAUGAGAAGAGCAUGCCAAUCAAGUCCCAUGAGGUCAUGAUGCCUCAUGAGAUGAUGAAGGCCCCUAUGUCUGCCUUUAGUGCUGUUCUGACCGUGGCCUAUCCUCCAGCUGCCACUCCAAUUCGGUUCAGCCAGGUUAUCUACAACGGGGAGCAACAUUAUGACCCCAGCAGCGGUGUGUUUACCUGCCAAAUCCCAGGCCUCUACUAUUUUAGCUUUCAUAUGCAUGUCAACGGUGCUAACGCUUUGGUGGCCCUCUACAAGAACGAGGUACCAGUUGUUUUCAUCUAUGAUGAAUACAACCAGGGUUUCCUGGAUCAGAUGUCAGGAAGUGCUGUUCUUAUGCUGCACGCAGGUGACCGUGUCUAUGUCCAGGUCCCUGACGAAGAGAGCAACGGUAUUUUCGCUGCAGAUAAUGUUCACUGUUCUUUCUCUGGGUUCUUGAUUGCCUCAACGGGCAUACAGGACAGGAAGUGCUGCAUGCUGGGACAUCAGCCCCAUCUUAUCAUUAAUGCUUUCCUUUUACCAUUGAUACCUGGUGAAGCUCUCGUAGAUGAGCUGCACACAGGAAGUGUCACAAAGUGGAAUGAGUGUCAGCAGGGACAUGACAAAUGCAGCUGUGUGUACACGCAUCCCAGUAAGAGGCAGUUUAUCUUCUAA